AUGUCGCAUCAUUUCGCCGGCGCCGGAGACGUCGGAGUGCCCCUGAAAUCGACGGGGUCCAUGCGACCGAUUAUCACAGAAUUGGAUAACAACAAAAGAGGAUCAAUACGAACAGAUGUUGCCGAUCUAGUUAUGGUCAAGUACAAAUGUUCAUCGAACGGGGUACCUAUAACACAGACCAAUGGCUCGACACUUCCGCUUGUACCAGGUUCAAGCAAAGAUGCCGAAUUCGGUGGAUACAAUCCAUUCGACCACCGGACGGUCCAAUACCCAACUACGGAUAUGGAAACAUUUAUACAUCUGCUCAAAGGCAGUCUGGGCUCAGGCAUAUUGGCCAUGCCUUUAGCUUUUCUGAACGCUGGACUAAUAUUUGGGCUCAUAGCAACUGCUGUAAUUGGAUUCGUUUGUACAUAUUGUGUCCAUAUACUGGUAAAAUCUUCUCAUAAAUUGUGCCGUAGAAUGCAAGUACCAGCAUUAGGAUUCGCUGAUGUUGCAGAAGUUGCCUUCCUCGCUGGACCACCAGCCUUCCAAAAAUUUUCCGGCCUCUUCAGAGGCCUCGUUAACACGUUCCUAACCAUUGAUUUGCUUGGUUGCUGUUGUGUUUAUAUUGUUUUUGUUGCAAAGAAUAUUAAACAGGUGAUGGAUGAAUAUAUUUUAGAUAUAAAUGUUAGAUGGUACAUGUUGAUGAUGUUGCCAUUGGUAAUCGCUAUGAAUUUAAUACGUAACUUGAAGUAUCUGGCUCCACUUUCAAUGAUAGCAAACAUUUUGGUUGGUACUUGCAUGACCAUUACAUUCUGGUACGUGUUUCAAGACUUGCCACCCAUGAGAUCUGUACCUUACAUUACGGAUUGGCACAAAUGGCCACUCUUCUUUGGCACUGCCAUCUUUGCAUUGGAAGGGAUUGGUGUUGUAAUGCCAUUGGAAAACAACAUGAAAACACCACAACAUUUUAUUGGUUGUCCCAGCGUGCUGAACAUUGGCAUGGCUAUUGUUGUGGUUUUGUACUCUACUGUUGGAAUGUUUGGUUUCCUCAAGUAUGGUGAUGAUACUGAAGGCAGCAUUACUCUGAAUUUACCGAAAGAUGAAUUAUUGGCACAGUCCGUAAAGGUCAUGAUAGCCAUUGCUAUUUUCCUUACAUACAGUCUUCAGUUUUAUGUACCCUUUGAGAUCAUCUGGAAAGGCUCCAAGCACCGGUUUACAUCACACCCCAUGAUUUUUGAAUAUUUGCUCAGAGUGAUCUUGGUCGUGUGCACGGUUUUGAUUGCAAUUGCUUGUCCUAACCUGGGCCCGGUCAUAUCGCUUGUCGGAGCAUUAUGUCUGUCAUUUUUGGGUCUAAUCUUGCCGAGCUGCAUCGAUCUAGUUACCUCCUGGGAAGAACCUGGAUUGGGUAAAUUAUACUGGCGUCUGUGGAAAAACUUGGUCAUCAUAAUGUUUGGCAUUUUGGGAUUGGUUACCGGCGUUUACUGUAGUAUGCUUGACAUCAUCGUACAGUUCAAUCAGUGA
This is a messenger RNA of Macrosiphum euphorbiae (potato aphid), 1503 nucleotides long. The record is from the annotation of a GenBank genome assembly. NCBI's taxonomy places the organism in Eukaryota, Metazoa, Arthropoda, Insecta, Hemiptera, Aphididae.